UAUUUCUGGCCAUAGGAUCGUACAGUUCGUGUGAUUAUAAACCCGCGGUUGCUUACGGCAUGGCGUUAGCCAAGUCGUGUGUCAUCGUGCGUUGCAGAUGAAAAGCGUUCAAUAUUUAUAACGCUUUUAUUUUACAUGUUGUAUAUUAAUAAAAAAAUUUUUGUACAAAUUUUAACGACAGAUAAUUGAAGAUGAACAAGCGUCGUAGGACAUCUUCAGUUGCAAGUCGUGGUACAGAAGAUGACGGUGAUGAUAUACCACCUGAACCAACAAAAAGGAGAAAAAAAUUAGAUCCUAGUGACCUGUGCCAACAAUUGUACGAUGUACUACGUAAUCAAAAAAAAGAAGACGGAACAUUAUUAUGUGAUGCAUUUAUACGUGUGCCUAAACGCAGACAAGAACCAGGUUAUUAUGAAGUUGUAACAAAUCCUAUAGACCUAUUAAAGGUUCAACAAAAACUAAAAACCGACGAGUAUAGAGAUAUGGAUGAUUUAGCAGCUGAUAUUCAACUUAUGGUUAAUAAUGCAAAAGCUUUUUAUAUGCGUACAUCUCCUGAAUAUAAAGAUGCUACAGAACUUUGGGAAUUAUGUAUAAAUACAAAAAAUAGAAUUACAGAAGAAUAUGAGGAUCCAGAACCUAAAGGAAAACUUAUAUUAAAAGUUGCCAGAUUGGCUCGAAAAGUUACAACAAAACAAGAUGAUGCAGAAGAUACAUCUGAAAGUUCUACAAAUCCUGAUGAAGAGACAAUACAACUAUUUGAAGAUUUAUUCGCGGCUGUUAUGACAGCAACAGAUCCAGCUGAUAAUAAUAGACCAUUACAUACAAUGUUUCAACUUAAACCAUCUAAAAAAUUGUACCCGGAGUAUUAUGAUGUAAUAGAAACACCAGUGGAUUUAAAAACAGUUGCAAGGAAAAUUCAAGAGGGAGCGUACAGCAGUAUUGCAGACAUGGAAAAAGAUUUAAUGCUAAUGUGUCGUAAUGCUUGUCAGUUUAAUGAACCUGGUUCUCAAAUUUACAAAGAUGCUAAACUUUUAAAAAAGAUUAUUACUGCAGCAGCGAGAAAACAAGAUAUCGGAUUAAGUAGCAGUGUUCCAAAAAUUGCAACAACUGCUCCAUCUACACGAAGUAAAAGAGGCAGCCGCACUAUGGCUCAGUCUUUGAUAGCUCAAACUGCAACAUUACCGGAUGAAGAUGAGGAAAGUGACGAUGAAGAAGAAGAAUCUGCAGAAACUGAAGAAGCUGACAAUCCGCAGUGGCAGCUAUUUCAAACAAUUCGAACAGCGCCAAACAACCAAGGAGUUAGGAUGAGUGAAUAUUUCUGGAAACUCCCAUCAAAAAGACUAUAUCCUGACUAUUAUAAAAUGAUUAAAAAUCCUAUUUCUUUGUUGCAAAUUCGUACAAAAAUAAAGAAAGGUGAAUAUGGUACAGUUAGCGAAGUAGCUGGGGAUAUGAAUAUUAUGUUUGAGAAUGCAAAAAAAUAUAACAUUCACACAUCUAGAUUAUAUAAGUCUGCUGUAAAAUUGCAAAAAAUAAUGCAGGAGAAAGUACAAGAACUCUUAGAAUUUGAUCAGGAUUCAGAUUCUGAUAGUGAAUUUGAAAAUAGUUCUCAUCAACCAAAACUUAUUAAACGUGCUUCAAAUCUGUUAACCCGUGGAAAAUAUAAAGACAAUAUACCUUUGAAAAAAAGAUUGUAUGCACUAGUUAAAUGUGUGAUAGAAUACGUUUGUGAAGAUGGUCGACAACUGAUGUUAAUGUUCAUGGAAAAACCUUCUAAAAAAUUAUAUCCCGAUUAUUAUCAAGUAAUAGCAGAACCCAUUGAUAUGUUAGCUAUUGAGGCCAACAUUAAAGCAGAAAAAUAUCAAAAUGAAAAUGAAUUAAUACAAGAUUUUAAGUUAAUGUUCAACAAUUGCCGUCAGUACAAUGAAGAAGGUUCUCUAAUAUAUGAAGAUGCAAAUACUUUAGAAAAAGUUCUGAUGGAUAAAGUAAAAGAAUUAGGUCCAUUACCAGAAACACCUAAACCUAUAAAACCAAGUGCAUCCACGCCAACUAGAAAUGUUGGGAGACCGAAAAAGGUUAUACCACUACACUUACAAAAGUUAAAAACUAUGUAUGACACUAUAAAAGAUUAUCACGAUGCUAAAGGAAGACAGUUAUCUUUAAUUUUUAUGAAAUUACCAAAUAAAAAUGAGUAUCCUGAUUACUAUGAAGUUAUCAAACAACCAAUGAACAUGGAAAAAAUAGCUUCUACGUUGAAGAAUAAUGGGUAUGAAAAUUUAGAUGAACUCGUGUCAGAUUUUAUAUUAAUGUUUGACAAUGCCUGCAAAUAUAAUGAGCCUGAUUCACAAAUAUACAAGGAUGCACUAAUUUUACAACGAUUAGUUCUACAAACAAAGUUACAAUUAAGCGAAGAUGAAGAAAGUGUGCCAGAUGUAUCAGCUGCUGUUCAAGAAAUAUUGGCAACCAUUUUUACUGCUCUUUAUAAUCACCAAGACGAAGAAGGAAGAUGUUAUUCAGACUCCAUGGCAGAACUUCCUGAGCAUGAUAUUGUAGAUGGAAAAAAAGUACGAGGGUUAUCAUUGGACCUAAUUAAAAGAAGGUUAGAUCGUGGAGUUUACAAACGAUUGGACAGAUUCCAAGAAGAUGUGUUCACAUGUUUAGAAAGAGCUAGGAGACUAUCACGUACAGACUCUCAACCUUUUGAAGACAGUGUAGAGUUACAAGCAUUUUUCUUGCGAACUCGUGAUGAAGUAACUCGUGGUGGAGAUUUAUUACAUUCACCAGCACUUAAUUAUACACUACUUGAUCUUUCUGCUCAAGUCGCAGAACUAAAACGCGUGAAACAACAACAAGAAUUAACAUUGCCUAACGAAGAAGAAAGUUGUGAUGGAAACGAAACAAAAGAUUCUGAAACAAAUACUAAUACAGAAGGAACUAAUAGUGACAAUGGUGGUUCAAUGAGUUUUAAUCAAGAAGUUUAUAGGGCUGGAGAUUUUGCAUACAUAGAGCCUACAGAACGUGGCAUGGAGUAUAGUGUAGUUCUUAUAGAACGUUUAUGGACAAAUGCAGAAGGACAACAAAUGUUAUAUGGCAAUUUAUUUUAUAGGCCAAGUGAAACUUACCACGUAGCUUCUAGGAAAUUUCUUGAUAAAGAAUUGUUCAAAAGUGAUGCUCAUGUAGCAGUACCUUUAGCAAAGGUAGCUGGCAGGUGUUGUGUUCUAAGUGUUAAAGAUUAUUUUAGAAUGCAACCAGAAGGUUUCUUAGAAAAAGAUGUAUAUGUAUGUGAAUCGCGGUAUUCCACAAAAGCACGGGCUUUUAAAAAAAUCAAAGUUUGGAAUUUUGAUCCGGAUCAUUUAAAACUUGUGUCAAGAGACAAACCGUUAGAACCAAAACGAGUAAUAUCAGUGUAUAAGGAAAGACUAGAAAAACAUAAAGAAGAAAUUGCAGAGUUAGAAGAAGGAGAAAAAUUAACUGAAAAGGAACGACCUAAUGUAAUAUUAUAUAAUUCAGAGGAUCCAGAAAAUACUUACUACGAACAAUAUAAUACAUGUGCGGGUUCUGUAAAAACAGGAGAUUUUGUUUAUGUAGCAACAGAUGGAGGUAGACAACAAAUUGCACAAAUUGAUGCUAUAUGGUCGACCAAAGAUGGAAAAUGUUAUUUUAAAGGCCCAUGGUUAUUAAUGCCCACAGAAGUGCCACAUACGCCUACAAAAUUAUUUUACAAACAAGAACUUUUCUUGUCUACUGUCGAUGGUACCCACCCUAUUGUAGCUAUUGUCGGAAAAUGCGCAGUCCUCGAUUACGGAGAGUAUAUUUGCAGUCGACCGACAGAAAUUCCAGAAGAUGAUGUAUAUAUCUGUGAAUCGUUAUACGAUGAAAGUAAAAGCCUCAUGAAGAAACUGGGACAAGAGGGUUUGAAAAAAUUCAACCAUAACUCAACAGUAACAGAAGAUGAAAUAUACUUCUUCCGAAGGCCUAUCAACCCUGCUAAAGUUCCGGGCGAUGUGGCUCAAACGCAAAACCAAGUCAAGUCUGUUACUCCUAGUUCAACUCAAUUUGAAAUGGAAGCAUCACCAUUGUUACCGAAGCUGGAACCCGAUGUACUAGGCAUGGGAGUAGGAUUAGGCGUGGGAGUGGGAGUAGGAGUAGGAGUUGGGGAGGACAGCAUGGACGCUGGUGGUCCACCGUCCGUUGGAUCCGCAGAAGCUCAACCGGUGCUCUCCAAUACACAAACACCUGUGUCGACUAAGAAGAAAACGGCGGGUAAGAAAUUAGUUACGGGCUAUAUUUUGUAUUCGAGUAAAAUGCGAACGCAGAUUACACAAAACAAUCCCGAAUCAUCCUUUGGGGAGAUUAGCAGAAUUGUUGGCAACGAGUGGAGGAAGUUACCAGCUGGAGAGAAACAAGCAUGGGAAGAAAGAGCAAUUAAAAUGAACGAAGAUGGUGGACAACUUAAAGUAGGCACUAGUGUUUCAGUAGGCACUAAUUCCUUGCAAGAUGUUGUAUACGAAUGCUGUUGGGAUAACUGUGACUGGCAAUUUGAAGAUAUGACUGAUUGUAUCGACCAUUGUAUUGCUGAACAAAACGGACAUGUACAAUCGUCUUUCGUUAACGCUGCUAGUGAUGUAGAAUUUCAAUGUCAAUGGCGUGGCUGUGGCCGUACGAAAAAAUCUGUACCUCCAUUUCCAAGUGUGCAAAGACUCGCGAGGCACGUUAAGGAAGUACAUAUCCUUAAGUCAAAUGGACGUAUAAUACCUCCUUCGGAAAGAAGCAAAAAUUAUAUGGCAUCGAAAGGUCCAACGAUAUUACCGCCAAUGGAAACUGAAACAUCGGCAGCUGCAACGCAAACGAGCAAUAUACCUGCAGCUAAACAACCAGAACCAAUGUUUGUUGCUGUUCCUCCAAGGCCAAGUCGUGUAUUACAUUCAGACGCCUAUUUACGGUAUAUCGAAGCAUUAAACGUAGAAAAUCGGUACAUAUCAAAUUGGGAUAAACAGAUGAAUGCUAAUCCAGAAAAUACACAAAUUCCUGAUGUAACAAAAUUACCAGCCGAAUGGCUGGGCAACGGUGUACAACCAUGGGAAUGUGGUAAACGCUUUAUGGACACUAAGGAACAUGAUGAUGCGAGAUGUGUUAGCCAUCAAUAAAACUUUAUAGUUUAUAACUCGUUAAGAUCUAUAAUCUUUAAUAUUCGAUGCUACCUUAAACUACAAUUUUCAGGUCCGUCGAUGCUAGAUGAAAGACUGAAGAUUAUUAUUUCAAUUUCAGUAUAUUUAUAUUUUUAGAUUAUUUUUCAUUUAUUUUAUAAUUCGCAUUAGCAUUUUCAAAUUUAACUUAAACGUAGCGCAUUCUCUUAGUCAUUUUUCAGUUGUAAUAAAAGAAAAACUAGGGAAGUUAAUUUAAGAUUAACAAAAUGUUCAGAUCUACGAAACAUUUUCAAAAAAAUAUUGAGUUUAACGAGGACAUUAUUAUUUCUUAUAAGUUACACAAGUUUCACCAAGUGAAAAUGCUAUGAGCAUUAAUCUCAAUAUAUUGACUAUGGAUCUGUUAGGAGUAGAACGGAAACAUUAAAAUUAAGAACCGCCAUUUUGUACAUACUUCGCUAUUUUUAAUUUCAACUUUUCAUAACAAAAUUUUGUAUUUUGUGUAUUGCGUAUUAUAAAAGUGUGAUUUGAUAAUUCCUGUAUUCAUACUAUAAUAUAGAUCUGUAAUGUAAAUAUAAAACGAUUCACUUUAGAAAAAUAAUCUUAAUUAGACAACAAGAUUGUGAAUAUUAAUUCCAUGUCAUGCAACAUUUUUAAUGUAAUAAUAUUUUUAUUUACUUUUUUAUAGAACUUUUACAUAGGAACAAAGAAAUUGAUAAUCAGUAUUGAAAAAUUUCUUUAUCACGCUGUUUUAAAUAUUUUUAAUCAACAGUACUACUAAAUUGUACAUAAAAAGAUAUGAAAAUAACUUUUUACAGUGUAAAAUUAUGUUGGAAUACCUUUUGACACAUGGCAAUUUGAGAUGUAAUGUUUACUAUCGAAAGUAUGGUAAAUUAAUAGGGAUAACUUAAUAACAUGUUUGUACGGGAAUAAAUUCAUUAUUUAAGUAAUGGAAUCAAUUAAAUUAUUGCAUUUAUUUACGGAUUUAUGUAUAGAUUUAAUUAAUUUUUGUGCAAUUAAAAAAAACAUUUAUUUAUUUUUUCGCUUUUUACAAAACAUCAGGCAACAUGUAAGAAUUAAUUGAAUGUACCUUUGAAUGUGGAUUUUGUGCAUAUGUGUAUUAGAUUAGAAAUUUAGUUUAUUGCGUUUGAUAUGAUUGUUAGGUACAAAUAUAUGAUACAUUAUAUCAAAUUUCUGGAUGAAUGAUAUUUUUGUUUAUAUAGAGAAUUACUUGUAUUACAUUUAUCAGGUUCAUUGAUGAACAGUUAAACAAGUAUUUGUUUAUGUAAAUUUAAAUAUUGUUUGCUAGAAAAAUUUUCCCAAUUUUAUAUCAAAUUCAUGUUCAUAUGGACAUCAGUUUUUUGUCAGUAUUAACAUUUUUAUUCU
Nomia melanderi (Alkali bee) is the source of this 6527-nucleotide messenger RNA. RefSeq names its product protein polybromo (gene polybromo). Lineage: Eukaryota; Metazoa; Arthropoda; Insecta; Hymenoptera; Halictidae. Gene Ontology annotation, biological process: chromatin remodeling; transcription elongation by RNA polymerase II. The record is from RefSeq and is a predicted model, not a curated record. Gene Ontology annotation, molecular function: chromatin binding; protein binding. Gene Ontology annotation, cellular component: RSC-type complex; SWI/SNF complex.